Messenger RNA from Rhagoletis pomonella (apple maggot), 502 nucleotides. It is a transcript of the gene ND-B14.5A, whose product is annotated as NADH dehydrogenase [ubiquinone] 1 alpha subcomplex subunit 7. Gene Ontology annotation, biological process: mitochondrial electron transport, NADH to ubiquinone; ATP synthesis coupled electron transport. The record is from RefSeq and is a predicted model, not a curated record. Bases 110 to 403 code for a protein of 97 amino acids. Gene Ontology annotation, cellular component: mitochondrial inner membrane. The transcript has 2 exons. Lineage: Eukaryota; Metazoa; Arthropoda; Insecta; Diptera; Tephritidae.
UGUUAACAUCUGAUUAUGGCUGUCACUUUUUAUUUAUUUCCAUUUGCCACUUUUGUGGAAAAUAUUUUGUUCAAAUCGGAAGAGAAGACAUUUGAUCAAAAUAACCGAAAUGGGUGCAAGGCGUGAUGUUGCGACACUUCUUCAGCGUGUGCGUGCAUUCCUGUUGGGCCGCGAACACACUUUGGCUGUGCGUUUUGAAGAUGGUCUAGCCGAUCGUACGCAGCCUCCACCUGAGGUGCCUGGUGGUCCUGCACAUUUAUUAGCUGCAAACUACUACCACAAGCGUGACCCACGGCGGGAGGUGCAACCACCCAUCGAUGUGCAGCAACAGCUAUUAGCAGACAAGGCGGGCGCACAAACAGAAAAACUGCCAACACCUGGAUCAGUCUACCGCUGGGAUUAAAUUAGAAGUAGAAACGCGCGGCUAAAAUUAUAAAAUGAUAUGAAAACUCUCUUUUUCUGAAAAAUAUAAACAAAUCCUAACUUACAAUAUUAGCGAAUA